Crotalus tigris (Tiger rattlesnake) is the source of this 4889-nucleotide messenger RNA. It is a transcript of the gene PLA2R1, whose product is annotated as phospholipase A2 receptor 1. The record is from RefSeq and is a predicted model, not a curated record. Gene Ontology annotation, cellular component: plasma membrane; signaling receptor complex. Gene Ontology annotation, molecular function: signaling receptor activity. Bases 182 to 4594 code for a protein of 1470 amino acids. The transcript has 31 exons. Lineage: Eukaryota; Metazoa; Chordata; Lepidosauria; Squamata; Viperidae.
CAGCGAUGGGGGAAGGUCUGUCAGUAUAUCUCUUUCCCGGCUGGGCCCCAGAGCAAGAGGAGCAGUCGCGGCGGCUCCCUCCACCGCCCCUUUGUCUUUCUCUGGGUCUCCUCACCCCAAGGUUGGUGCUGUAAUUUCCGCGAAGGCUUGGUUAGUCGAGAGCCUUUCAGUCCGGUGGAAAAUGCUUGGGGCAAUGUUCCCCCUCGCUUGCUCCAUGCUGGUAGUUUGCUCCUGCUUGGCCGAAAGGGAACUUGCAGCGUUGACGCAGGACCAAUUGCCCUACUUCUUGAGAAAAGGAAUAUUUAUUAUUCAAAGUGAGAAUUUGAGUACAUGCAUUACCGCUGAAACAUCCGAGCUCAUCCUUGAAAACUGCAAUCAAGUUUCUAAACACAUGUUGUGGAAAUGGGGUUCUAAACAGCAGCUUUUCAACAUAGGCAGAAGCAGAUGCCUGGGGCUGAACCUCAGUAACCCGGAGCCCUCACUAGUAAUGACACAAUGUGACUCUCCUCGGUAUUUGCUGCAGUGGCGGUGCCAUGGGAAGGCACUUAUUGGGGCAUCACAGUUCAAAUUAGCAGUUGAAAAUAGCAGAUUUAUUGUAGUUAAAAGGAUUUCCAACUAUGGAUGGAAACAGUUCAUGUCACAUGAUGACCUUUGUGAACAUGCAUUUGAAGAAAUGUAUACCCUGUUGGGAAAUUCCCUUGGUUUGCCGUGUGUUUUUCCAUUUAAACACAACAAUAAAUGGCACUAUGAAUGUAUCAGAGAUUUCAGAGAAGAUGGCUAUCCUUGGUGUGCCACAACAAGCCACUAUGAACAAGAUGAAAAAUGGGGAUUGUGCCCAAAUUCUGGGUCUGGCUGUGAUAUUUUUUGGAAGAUAAAUGCAGAUACUCAGAUUUGUUACCAGAUCAAUCUUCUUUCUGUUCUCUCCUGGAAUGAGGCACGUGUGGCAUGUCAGGGACAAGGAGCAGAUCUGCUAAGUAUCACAGAUAUGAAGGAACAGGAGUAUAUUGGUGGUCUAAUUGAGCAACUGAACACAAAAGAAGCUAUGAUAUGGACAGGCUUAAAUCAACUAGAUGAAACUGCUGGCUGGCAAUGGUCAGAUGGUGCACCUCUGGCUUUGGUGAACUGGCUAAAGGAUCCCAUUGACGGUUCUCUAGGACCAGCUCAUUGUAAAGCUUUUAAUUUAAAAAUACAGAAUGAUUGGCCAAGUUACUCAUGUGAGUCUAGACUACCAUAUGUAUGCAAAAAAUACUUAAAUGCUACUGACCAUGAAGCAGUUGGUUCCUGGAAAUUUUAUCCUACUAUCUGUGACAGUAAUUGGUAUCCACAUAAUAAUUACUGCUAUAAACUUCAUAAAGAAGAAAAGAACUGGAAUGAAGCAUUUUUCUCCUGCCAGGAUGAUAAUAGCACACUCAUUAGCAUAACCUCUUUGGCUGAUACAGAGAUGCUUAUUAACCUCCUUCAAUACGAAAAUGUGACAGACACUUGGAUUGGACUAAGCUGUAAUAAGACUCCUGUUGACUUUGAAUGGUCCGAUGGAUCUGCCGUAAUCUUCACCUACUGGAAUAAACAAGAACCAAAUAUUCUUCAGAAGAAAGGACAGAUAUGCGUUUCGGCUCAGCAACAUGAAGGACGGUGGAAAAUUAAAAAUUGUAAAAGCAGAUAUUUUUAUAUUUGUAAAAGAAGAGGGAAUAUAGGCAAUCACAUUUCUGAAGUGGAAUCAGGCUGUCCAGAGGGAUGGGAAAGACAUGGUGCAUAUUGCUACAAGGUUGAUACCAUCCCUCGAAGCUUUGAACAUGCAUCGAAUGGCUAUUACUGUCCUUCACUUGCAACGAUAACGAGCAGGUUUGAACAAGGUUUCCUGAACAGCAUGAUUCAUCAUCAAGGGAACACUGACAGUCCUUAUUUUUGGAUAGCACUUCAAGAUCUAAAUAAUACAGGGGAAUAUACUUGGCUCACUGAAGAUAGAAAACAUCAUCUUGCGAUCUAUACAAACUGGAGAAAGUAUCAACCCAGAUAUCCUGGAGGAUGUGUUGUUAUCCGACAGGAAGAACCCAUCGGCAUGUGGGAGGUGAAAAAUUGUGCAACCUUCAUGGCUAAAUCAUUGUGUAAACAAGAAGCUUCUUUCCAUGAAAAAAGUGAUAGCAAUAAACAACCAAAUUAUGAGGAAAGUUUUAAUUCUUGCAUGCGUGGAUGGGAAUCAGACCAUUAUCUGCUGAAUUGCUACAAGAUCAUCUGUAUAAAAAAGGUAUUCCAUAGUGAAAAAGUAUUAAUGAAAAGAACUUGGGAGGAAGCAGAAACUCUGUGUCAAGAUUUUGGAGCACAUCUUGCCAGUUUUAAACAAGUCCUUGAAGAGGAAUUUUUAAACAAACUUUUAAACACAAUGUUUCAUAUAGAUGAUGAAAGACAAUUCUGGAUUGGAUUUAGCAAAAGGAAUCCAUUAUCUGGAAGAUCCUGGGAAUGGUCUGAUGGAACUCCUGUUUCAUCUGCCUUUUUAGAGAAAGCGUCUAUUGAAGAUAAUGUGAAAAACUGUGCCGCAUAUAAAACUAAUGGAACUGUUUUGCCACUGCACUGCAAUUCAGAACAUGAAUGGAUAUGUAAAAUACCAAAAGGUGUGAAACCCAAGACUCCACAAUGGUAUAUUAAUGAGUUACCAUGGUUUUAUUAUCAAGGAGCAGAAUACCUUUUCUAUGGCAGCCCCUCAAACUGGGACAGUUUUCAGUUUGUGUGUGGUUGGCUCCGUGGGGAUAUAGCAACCAUACAGUCCUCUCAAGAACAAGAAUUUAUUCAAAACAGAAUAAAAAAGAUUUCAAAAAAAAGUAGCAAUUGGUGGAUUGCAUUGCGUUCAGAAUUACCCAGUGAAGAAUUUCGAUGGACAGAUGGCUCACUAUUAUCAUAUCAGAACUGGGCAGGAGAUCAAGAGAGACCAAAGCCAGCGCAAGGGCCAAAAUGUGCUUUUAUUUCUUCCCAGACAGGACAAUGGGGCUUUGCAAAUUGUACCAUUUCUCUACCUUGUAUCUGCAAGCGCCAAAAUGUACAAAUUACUGAAAGAGAAAUUUUGAAAGAAGAAUAUCAAGGAACAUGUCCUAAAGGAUGGCUGUACUUUGGAUUCAAGUGUUUCCUGGUGCAGAUUCCAAAGGAUUCAGCCCAUUUAAAAAGUUGGCAUUCCGCUCAAAAAACCUGCAGCUACUAUGAUGCAUCACUUGUGUCAGUUGAAAAUGAAGUUGAACAAGCUUUCAUUGCAAUGAACUUACUUGGACAUAAAUCUAAUGUCUGGAUUGGUCUGCAGAGUGAUAGUUAUGAAAAAUGGCUUAAUGGACAACAAAUGGAAUAUGCCAACUGGUUUCCAGCACAGAAUCAUUACAUUGGUGAUACUGAAAAAAAAGAUGUCCUAUGUACCUCAAUAUUAAAUAAUCCAAGUUUCAGUUUAAUGGGAAAGUGGUACCUUGAAAGCUGUGAGAACAAAAAUGGGUUUGUCUGCCAGAAAGUUCAAGAUACUUCUAGACACAUCAUUGAUCCUUCGGUGAUGUACCCAAUCCCGGAUACUUUAGAAUAUGCAAAUAGUACAUAUACAUUGAUCAAUGGCAGUAUGACUUGGAACAUGGCUUCACAAAUGUGCAAAAAAAAUGGGGCUGAAUUGGUCAGCAUUACAGACUACUACCAUCAAGCUUUCCUUACCGUAAUAAUAAAUCGAGUGGGUUACGCUCACUGGAUUGGAUUGUUCACUUCAGAUGAUGGCCUUCCCUUUGAGUGGUCAGAUGGCACCAGGCCUUUUUUUACAUUUUGGGGAGAAGAGGAAACACAAAGUCCGGGACACUGUGCUUACAUUGAUACUAAUGGACACUGGAAAAAUACUGACUGUGAAAAGCUUUUGAGUGGUGCAAUUUGCCAUAUUUCACCAAAGAAUAAAUCAAUGGAAAAUAAGGAAUUGUGUGUUGAAAAGACUGUACCUUGGAUAAGGUUUGACAGAAAUUGCUAUAGCUUUUCCACUGUUUUUGAGAAUCUGAACUUUUAUGAAGCAUUGGAGUUUUGCAGUAGGCAAGAUUCUAAUCUUCUAACAAUCAAAGGCAGAGAUGAAAAUAUUUUUAUUUUAGAAGAACUGCAUUCUUUUGGCUCUGUGGUUGAAAUGAUUUGGUUGAAUACUCACUUCCUUAUGGAUAAUGCUACUGUGAUAUGGCUUGAUGGCUCUCCAGUUCAGUAUUCAAACUGGGGCACUGAGCAACCUGAAGUGGGUCAACGGAAAGAUAACAGCUGCAUUGUUUUAACAACUGCAGAUGGAAUCUGGAAAUUAUUACCUUGUCAUGAGAAAAAAGGAUUUGUAUGUAAAGCCAAAACAGGUUAUCAUGAGACUGCAGUACCACCAGCGAAAGUAUCCUAUCCUAGGAUAGUCAUCCUGGUGAUAUUAUCUGCAUUGCUGAUAGCUGUAAGUGCUAUAGUGAAAUGUUUGUGGUGGCCCAGUCGCAUAUCUAGAACUACAAUGUGCUUCAGAAAUGCUUGCCUUGGAGAAGCCCACUCUGAAGUUCCUGUUGCCGAAGAAAGCAUUCUCAUUUCCAACCUGGAGAGGAAUGAUGUUCAUAAUGCAACCUCAUCCAUUUAGUAUAACUAAUGGUGCUGCAAAUGGGUGCCCAUAUUUGUAAAGAAGAAUAAUUUCAUGAAUUGAUUACAUCAUAUGGUUACACUUAAGGCAUUUCACUCCUUCCAAAUUUAAGAUAGUCCAAAAAAUGUUUUGAAUGGAACAAGAUUGGUAAAAAGACUCAAUAAGACCCACCUGAAGGCAGGAUAAGAAGCAAUGGAGGAAAACUAAUCAAAGAGAGAAGCAACCUAGAACUAAGGAGGAAUUUCCUGACGGAACAAUUAAUCAGUGGAACAACCUGCCUCUAGACAUUGUGGGG